This is a messenger RNA of Oenanthe melanoleuca, 1345 nucleotides long. RefSeq names its product ependymin related 1 (gene EPDR1). The transcript is spliced from 3 exons. The record is from RefSeq and is a predicted model, not a curated record. Gene Ontology annotation, cellular component: lysosome; extracellular region. Gene Ontology annotation, molecular function: calcium ion binding. Bases 52 to 876 code for a protein of 274 amino acids. NCBI's taxonomy places the organism in Eukaryota, Metazoa, Chordata, Aves, Passeriformes, Muscicapidae. Gene Ontology annotation, biological process: cell-matrix adhesion.
AGGGAGGCGUGGGAGGGCGAGGGUCUCCGUCGCCUGUCCCCGCGCUGUCUCAUGCCCCACUGGCGUCCGGGCCUAUGGCAGCAGCCAUCUAUCGCCGCCGAAAUGAUGCGGGUUUGGAGGUGGGCCGCCCCCGCCUCCCGGCACAACCUGCCCGCCCGCCUGCGCGCCGUGCGGAGCAGCCGUGCGCCGAGGGACCGCGGCUCGGAGCAGAGCAUGGCCCGGCUGGCGGCCGGGCGGCAGCUGCGCCUGGGGCCAGGGCCACUGCUGUUGCUGCCUCUGCUGCUGGGCGUCCUCCUGCUGCGAGGUGGAGCGGCUGCGGCGGCUGAGCCGUGCCAGGCGCCGCGCCAGUGGGAAGGGCGCACCGUGUUCUAUGAGCAUGGCUCGGGCCACAACACGCGGGCCGCUGUCUCCUACGACAGCCUCAACCAGCGCCUCCGCGUCCUGGAGGAGAGGAAGGCACUCAUCCCCUGCAAGAAGUUCUUUGAGUAUAUAUUGCUUUACAAAGAUGCGGUGAUGUUUCAGAUUGAGCAAGUUACAAAGCUUUGCUCGAAGAUUGCUUUGACAGAGCCAUGGGAUCCAUAUGAUAUUCCUGCCAAUUCAACUUAUGAAGAUCAGUACUACAUUGGGGGACCUGGAGAUGAAGUUAUGGUACAGGAAUGGUCUGACAGAAAACCAGCCAGGAAAUUGGAAUCCUGGGUCGGCAUUUACACUGUCAAAGACUGUUACCCAGUACAGGAAACCUACACCAAGAACUACAGCGUGACAACCUCCACUCGCUUCUUUGACAUCCAUCCAGGUAUUGCAGACCCCUCCAUCUUCACCCCACCCAGCACCUGCCAGACAGCCCAGCUGACGAGGAUGAAAGAUGAAUGCUGAUUAUGGACACUGGCUGCCCUAUGCAAACACAUAUUAGCCAAGAGGAUGGUUAUUAGUAGUCAGUUGUUGAUAUCUAAGCUGAUUUUUCAUGCUAAUUGUUGCUCUUUUUGGAAUUUGUAAGUUUUGAAGACAAACUUGAAAGAGAACAUAAGCAUAUAACUGAGUUAAAUAUAUAAAACAAAAGAUACCUUUGAUCACAUUAAUCUGCUCAGUGAUGCACUUGCAGUAUUAUAUAGUUACCAAUGAGAUAAUAUUUCUAGAUACUAUUUAUUUAAGGUUGAUUUUUCCUUUUGCAAAGAUUGCAUUUAUUUUUUCAAGAAGACAAAGCAUAAGCAGAUAGCAACAAUGGUACUGUCUAGAAGAAAAAGCUAAAUUUUGUUGUCUUUUUUGUUGUUACUUCUGGAGACUUGAAGGGAAAGGUGACCUGUGUAAAACCUCAUCUCUAAGUAAAAGAUAAAAUUUUAAACUA